Molecule: messenger RNA, 327 nt
Organism: Penicillium lagena
Lineage: Eukaryota; Fungi; Ascomycota; Eurotiomycetes; Eurotiales; Aspergillaceae
Exons: 1
Coding region: 1-327 (108 amino acids)
Biological process (GO): carbohydrate transport; transmembrane transport
Cellular component (GO): membrane
Molecular function (GO): carbohydrate:proton symporter activity
Source: RefSeq, a predicted model, not a curated record
AUGGGUAUUGCCUCACUUGGCAACUGGAUCUUUAAGUUUGCCCUGGGUUUGGUUACGCCGCCCGGCUUCCAGAAUAUCCAGUGGGAGAUCUUCAUGAUGUUUGGGACUCUUUGCGUCUUCAUGGCCGGUUGGGUCCUUCGAUUGUAUCCUGAGACAUGCGGCAAGACCCUGGAAGAGAUUGAGUCCAGGUUCUCCAAGGAGGGUUCUUCGGUUUGGAAAAUACCCAAGGGAGAUUCUCGUCUUGCACGAGAAAUUGAGCAUGUCAAAGCUUGCAAGCAAGCCGAGGAGGCGCCUCGGGCCGAAGAUGUUGAGAAUCAGAAGGUCUAA